AUGAAGAGUUUUAGGGUUUUCUUCCUCGCUCUCCUCCUCCUCGCCUCUCCCCUCCUCAAAGUUGCUAGGUCUGAUUCGGAGGCUGAAGGAGUGGACGCAGCUGAGUCAGUUCAGCCCACUGAAGAGGCUACUGAUCUUGGGAUCGUUGGUUCUGAAGCUGAUGCCCAAGAUUAUGGUGAUGAGAAUUUCAAUCCAGCUCCCGGUGUUGAUACUAUUUGUGUUUUCCCCAAAAACAGUGCUAAAAUUAUACCUGCCGGACUGGAGUCUGAGCUUCUCGUCGGAGUGAAAAAUGACGGAGAAUCUAGCAUUAACGUCAUUGCAAUUAAGGCCAGUGUUCAUCUUCCAUUUGAUCACAGUCUUCUUGUUCAGAAUCUCACUGCCCAGGCCUUCAACAAUGCAACUGUCCCAGCUGCAGGACAGGCUACCUUCCCGUAUAUUUUCGCAGUGAGCAAGUUUCUUCAGGCUGGUACCUUUGAUCUAGUUGGCACUAUCAUUUAUGAAAUAGAUCAGCAGGCUUACCAGAGCACAUUUUACAAUGGCACUGUCGAAGUUGUUGAAUCUGGUGGUUUCCUCAGCGUGGAGUCAGUGUUCCUGAUCUGUCUUGGGAGUGCACUCCUCGUCCUCUUUGGUUUGUGGAUUCAUGGUCAAAUUCUGAACCUCUCUAAGAAAACUAAGAGGUCCCCCAAGGUGGAAGUUGGUACUGGAACUAGAGAUGCUUCAAUGGACGAGUGGCUACAGGGCACUGCCUACACUCAGUCCAACAAACAAAAGAAGAAGAAAUAG
Linum trigynum is the source of this 783-nucleotide messenger RNA. The record is from the annotation of a GenBank genome assembly. Lineage: Eukaryota; Viridiplantae; Streptophyta; Magnoliopsida; Malpighiales; Linaceae.